Molecule: messenger RNA, 2259 nt
Organism: Akanthomyces muscarius
Lineage: Eukaryota; Fungi; Ascomycota; Sordariomycetes; Hypocreales; Cordycipitaceae
Exons: 4
Coding region: 1-2259 (752 amino acids)
Biological process (GO): regulation of GTPase activity; regulation of actin cytoskeleton organization
Cellular component (GO): cell cortex
Molecular function (GO): GTPase activator activity; protein binding
Source: RefSeq, a predicted model, not a curated record
AUGUCCUCCUACGAUGGUGCGCGCUCGGCGCGCCAGUCGAAGCGCUACUCCAUGUCCGCCCUCUACAUGUCCAUGUCGGCCAAUGAGGGCGAGAUGCAGAUUGAGGAUGACCUUGCCAAAGCUCAAAAGAUUCUGCGCGAUCUCAAAUCCAACAUCUCUUCACAGUCCAAGAAAAAUUUCGUUCUCGAAAAGGAUGUCCGUUAUCUCGACUCGCGCAUUGCGCUUCUCAUCCAGAACCGCAUGGCCCUCGAAGAGCAAAAUGAGGUCGCCAGCCAUCUUGAAGAUGCAACCGACAUGCAGGAAGGCUUCUUCCCCAACGACGACAAGACGCAAAAAUAUGGAAAUCUUCUCUUUCUCUUGCAGUCCGAGCCCCGCCAUAUCGCCCAUCUCUGCCGUCUCGUAUCCAUGGCCGAGAUUGAUUCCCUGCUGCAGACCGUCAUGUUCACCAUCUACGGAAAUCAGUACGAGUCAAGAGAAGAGCAUCUUUUGCUUACCAUGUUUCAGUCCGUCCUUACUUACCAGUUUGAUAAUACCCCCGACUACUCUUCCCUGUUGCGAGCGAAUACUCCCGUUUCUCGAAUGAUGACCACUUACACACGACGUGGACCUGGCCAGAGCUUCCUGCGCACCGUGCUCGCUGAUAGAAUCAACGACCUCAUCAUCCUGCAAGAUCUCGAUUUGGAAAUCAACCCGCUCAAGGUCUAUGAGCGCAUGCUCGAACAGAUUGAAGAAGAGACAGGCUCGCUGCCCGCAUCUCUGCCCCGCGGCAUCACUGCUGAGCAAGCUGCGGAAAAUCCCCAAGUCCAAGCCAUCAUCCAGCCGAGACUCUCCAUGCUCACCGAGAUUGCCAACAACUUCCUCAACACCAUCAUCGAGGGGCUCGAGGAGGCUCCCUACGGUAUCCGCUGGAUCUGCAAACAGAUUCGCAGCUUGACCAAGCGCAAAUACCCCGACGCCAACGACCAAGUCAUCUGCACCCUCAUCGGUGGUUUCUUCUUCCUCCGCUUCAUCAACCCGGCCAUUGUCACCCCCAAGUCAUACAUGCUCAUCGAUGGCACCCCGGCCGAGAAGCCCCGUCGUACACUGACCUUGGUCGCCAAGAUGCUCCAGAACCUGGCAAACAAGCCAUCCUACGCGAAGGAGCCAUACAUGGCUAAGCUGCAGCCGUUUAUCGAGCAAAACAAGGACCGCAUCAACAGAUUCAUGCUUGAUCUGUGCGAGGUCAGCGACUUUUACGAGAGCUUAGAAAUGGACAACUAUGUCGCCCUUUCUAAGAAGGACCUGCAGCUCGAUAUCACUCUCAACGAAAUUUAUGCAAUGCACGCCCUCAUCGAAAAACACACCGGUGAAAUCUGCCGCGACGAGUCAUCCCACCUCUCCAUCAUCAUGACCGAGCUUGGCGCUGCGCCCGCCCAAGUCCCCCGCAAAGAGAACCGCGUCAUCAACCUCCCUCUCUUCAGCCGCUGGGAGACUGCCAUUGACGACCUGACGGCAGCCCUCGACAUUACACAGGAGGAAGUGUUCUUUAUGGAAGCCAAGUCCAUCUUUGUGCAGAUCAUGCGCUCGUUUCCUCAGAGCAGUGCGGUGUCUAAGCGUCCCCUGCGCCUGGAGCGAGUAGCCGACGCCGCUGCUACUAGCCGUAACGACGCAGUCAUGGUUCGAAAGGGCAUACGUGCCAUGGAGCUUCUUUCCCAGCUCCAGGAUAUGGGUGUCAUUGACAAGACUGAUCAGUUUGGCCUGCUCCGCGACGAGGUCGAACAGGAGCUGCACCACCUCGGUUCGCUCAAGGAUGGUGUGCUGAGCGAGACCAAGAAGUUGGACGAGGUCUACAAAACGAUCCGUGAUCACAACACGUACCUCGUUGGACAGCUUGAGACGUACAAGAGCUACCUCCACAAUGUCCGAUCGCAGAGUGAGGGUACCAAGAGAAAGCAGCAGAAGCAGCAGGUUCUUGGCCCUUACAAGUUUACCCAUCAGCAGCUCGAGAAGGAGGGUGUGAUUCAGAAGAGCAAUGUCCCGGAUAACAGACGGGCUAACAUUUACUUUAAUUUCACAUCUCCACUGCCGGGCACCUUUGUUAUUUCUCUACACUACAAAGGGCGUAACCGCGGUCUUCUUGAACUAGACCUCAAGCUUGAUGACUUGCUCGAAAUGCAAAAAGACAAUCAAGAAGAGCUCGACCUCGAAUACGUGCAAUUCAGCGUCCCCAAGGUGCUUGCUCUGUUGAACAAGCGCUUUGCGCGCAAGAAGGGCUGGUAG